CCGGUGGUCGGCCACCUUAGCCACCUGGCAGAUGGUAGUUCGCCGCGCUCCCGCCAGAGUGCGCGCAGCGCAUGCCCGCGUUGUUGAGCGAUCUGGUUUGCGCUUUAUGCGCCACGUCGUGUCAGGUUCACCGUGGUUCACCGUCGUCAUCGUUGUCGUCAUCGUUGUCACUGUCCGUGCGUCGUCUGCAUAUUGUUGCCGCGGGUACGCGCACAGGUUGUCCGGUCGCCACGCUCAUUGUUUCCGUCGCAAACAACAUCGUGCGUCGCUAUGGAUCACAUCGGCCUGCUGCUGCAGCACUCGCAAUACGUGUACGCGAUCCCUGUGGGUAUCGUGCUGAUAUGCGCCAUUCUCGUGUUUGCCUUCGGCUUCAAGAAGGCCGAGCAGCCGCCGUUUGCGCAGCUCUCCUCGGGCUCCGACGUGGACCGGAAACUUGCCAGGAAGCGCGGCAAGAUCCGUGAAAAGAAAGCUGCUAAUGGACAAAUUGCAUCUGAGAAAACAAGUCCAGCUAAAAAGACAUUAGCAGCAAAAGUAGAAGCUCCUAAGAAAGCUACCAAAGGAGAUGAUGUUGAGGGCAAAUUAAAAGAGCGUAAACAAGAAGACAACAAAAUCGUUGGUACUAAGAAAGAAAAGGAACAGCUAUUGACUAAGGCUGGCAAAGAGAACAAAGUGGAGCAGACAAAGAAUAAGAAGAAUUUGAAGAAUUUAUUCCAGGAAAAACCAGUGGAUUUUGACGAUGGAGAUUGGGAGCAAGCUUAUUCACGCAAGGAUAAGAAGAACAAGAAGAAGGAGGAGGAAUCUCCUUCAAAGAAGAACAAGAAAGCUUCCAAGAAGACUGAUAUAAUAAAUGAAGCUAAACAGAAAGAACAAGAGAAGCCCGAAAUCAAGGAUAAGAUUGCUAAGGAAACUGAAAAUAAGGAGCUUAAGGAGAAGGAGAAAAAGGAAGUGAUUCUCACAUCUAUUUCCGGCGAGGAGAUAGAUAAAGCUAAGGAACCACAGAAAGAAGAACAGAGCAAGAUUGACAAAGUCGAGAAGGAAGAGAAAAAAUCUGGAAAAUCGAAAAAGAAUAAGAAAGCUUCUGAAGGCGAGAAUACACCCGCUUCGGUACCAUCUACACCAAAGACAGAUAAUAAGCCUAUCGCGGAAGAGCAGCAGAAAAUGCCGGCGAAUGCGGAAAAAGUAAACAAUGUGGAAGAAAAUAAAGUGGUAGAAAAUAAAGAGAAAACCGCCAUGUUCGACGAAUUAGGAGACGUUUGGACAGAAGCAAAACCACAGAAAAAAAGUAAAAAAAAGGCUCGUAAAGAUAACUGAAGAUAAUUACGUGUAACGCUAAUGAUAUUACUCCUUGCAAAAAGGAAUAGAGUGAGAAUUCUGUUCGGUCCAAAGGGCGUUUGUCGCUUUCGACAAAUCAGGUGUGUUUCAAAUGACUUGCUAAUCACCACCUGACCAAAUCGUUCCUUUUCCCUUGUACAUAGUACCAAUUAAACUUAGGUUAUUCAAUUAUGAUUUUUUAGUUGUCAUGACUUGGAGAUGGCGUAAAAACGCUACAUGUAGUACGAAGAUUUUUUUGUAUGUUUUUCAUUUCUUGUAGUCCACGCUAUCUUGCAUUUAAUAAGAGUGGUAUAAGUCACAGUUUUCACCAGGCAAUUCUUGUGCACACAUUAGGUUUCAUAGAUACUUUUACGCAUAUCCAUAAUAGGGUAUUAUAUUUUAUUUGUAUAAUUGUAACUUUAUAUAUAUAAUGGAUAUGUAUCAUAGUUUUAUAAUGGUUCUGAAUGGUACUUAUGCCAUUUACGUUUUGUGUCUUUACGAAUUGAUAAUCUUACAAAGAAUAUUUUGUACAACCAUACUAUAUUUCUAUAUUAAGAACAAUAAUUUUGUGCGCAUUAUUGUAUCUCGCUGUUACUUAAACGCUGGUUCUUCUCUUUGACAUCUCAUAUUAUAUUAUUUGUACGAACGGUUGAAAGGCAAACAUAGAAAGUACAUCUCUCGGUAAUAUUCAUAAUGCAGGACAAUCUUUGGAGGCGAUAAACUUAUAUUGCUGACGUGUAGAAUGGAUUUUAAUAAAAAUCAUAUUUUUCUACACGAUUAAGUCGCGCUUAGUGACUCAUUAUUUUCUGCUUCAAAUGCUCUAGAAUCUAUCUUGUAAUAAUUAAUGUAUUUCCAUAUUUAUGUACAUCAGCAAUAUAAGUUUUAUGAAUGGAUAUAGAUAACAUUACCUAUAUUUAUGGUAGUAGAAGUCAUAUAUGUGAUAACGAUAAUGAUUAACUUUAAUAGAUCCUGAUUUAUAUUCUGCUGUACAUUAUGCAACAGAAUAUGUAUAUAUACAUGUUGAAAUUAAGAGAGACAAAAUCUACGUUAGUGCUAUAUCCUGUAGUGAUUCACGGAUAAUUAUUUGUUAAUUAUUUAAUGCUGUUGUACUUCAUGCCAGUGAAAAUCUAACAAUAACUUCGAGUAGAAGAAAAUUUAUUCGGCAGAAAGUGAAGGGAAAUGAUUCAAAAUUUUUACGACAUAGAUAU
Mycetomoellerius zeteki is the source of this 2519-nucleotide messenger RNA. RefSeq names its product myb-like protein X. The record is from RefSeq and is a predicted model, not a curated record. The transcript is spliced from 5 exons. The coding region runs from base 271 to 1311 and encodes 346 amino acids. NCBI's taxonomy places the organism in Eukaryota, Metazoa, Arthropoda, Insecta, Hymenoptera, Formicidae.